Penicillium angulare is the source of this 1629-nucleotide messenger RNA. RefSeq names its product sugar porter family MFS transporter. The record is from RefSeq and is a predicted model, not a curated record. Gene Ontology annotation, biological process: transmembrane transport; carbohydrate transport. The transcript has 7 exons. Gene Ontology annotation, cellular component: membrane. Lineage: Eukaryota; Fungi; Ascomycota; Eurotiomycetes; Eurotiales; Aspergillaceae. Bases 1 to 1629 code for a protein of 542 amino acids. Gene Ontology annotation, molecular function: carbohydrate:proton symporter activity.
AUGACCAUCUCCUAUGGGGAAACUGGGGCCAAGGGGUUAUUUCAACAGCCAUACAUCCUCUUUUUAUCAGUUUUCGCUAGUAUGGGUGGCAUGUUAUUUGGAUAUGAUCAGGGGGUUAUCAGUGGCGUGCUAGUGAUGAAUAACUUUGGCAAACAAUUCCCCAUGCUCGCUUCCAAUUCUACUCUCCAGGGAUGGAUGGUGGCCGUCCUCACAUUAGGGGCCAUGGUGGGCGCACUCGUCAACGGUCCGAUUGCCGAUCGUAUAUCACGGCGCUGGUCUAUACUUCUCGCAAACAUCGUGUUUUUGAUUGGCUCCAUAAUUCAAGCUGCGGCUCAAAACAUCGUCAUGAUCUUUAUCGGACGAUUUAUUGCCGGUCUUGCCAUCGGUGGAUUAUCUAUGGUAAUUCCUUUGUAUAUCAGUGAAAUGGCUCCGUCAAACCUUCGGGGGAGUUUGGUUUCAUUACAGCAGCUCAGUAUUACUUUUGGUAUUGCGGUCGCAUUCUGGAUUGAUUACGGAACCCAGAAUAUUGGAGGAACUGGGGAUUCCCAGUCUCCAGUUGCGUGGAGACUCCCACUUGCUUUGCAAUGCGCUCCUUCAUUGAUACUUUCCAUUGGCACAUUUUUCUUGCCAUAUAGCCCUCGUUGGCUUCUUUUGAAAGAUCGUGAGGAGGAAGCAGAAGCGACGUUGCUCCAAAUUCGCCGCGUCCCAGAAACAGAUCCUCGUGUUAGGCUUGAGAUUUUGGAAAUAAAAGCGGCAGUACUGUUCGAUCGCGAGACCACGGCUGUGCUUUAUCCGACAGCAGCAACUAGCUGGCAGAUCACGCUGGAGAGAUACAAGUCUCUACUAACAAUUCGUCAUUUAAACAGGCGUCUGGUCAUUGCGUGCUUGCUGCAGUUCAUUCAGCAAUUCACGGGUAUCAAUGCUAUUAUCUACUAUGCACCUCAGAUCUUCCAGAGUAUCGGCAUGACGGGCGAAUCAGUGGACUUGCUUGCAACAGGUGUGGUGGGAAUUAUUGAUUUUGUAUUCACAAUUCCGGCUAUCUUAUUUAUGGACGGCUGGGGCCGCAAAAAGGUGUUGAUAAUCGGAGGAAUUGGAAUGACGAUCUCUCAACUGAUCGUGGGUACGAUUUAUGCCGUGUAUAAAGAUUCUUGGGCUACACAUCCGGCAGCAGGUUGGGCUUGUGCUGCCUUUGUUUGGAUCUACAUUGCAAACUUUGCCUACAGCAUUGGUUGUGUCAAUUGGAUAAUUCCCUCUGAGAUUUUCCCACCAGGUGUCCGCUCACAGGCUGUUGGAUUAGCUAUUGGAACUAACUGGCUGAGUAAUUUCAUCGUCGCUUUAAUCUGUCCUAGGAUGCUCAAUUCCAUCAAAUUUGGGACCUUCUACUUUUUCCUCGUUCUGACAAAAGCAGCUUUUUGCAUAUUUUUAAUUGUCUGGGUAUAUUUCUUUGUCCCAGAAACACGAGGCGUCAGCAUAGAAGAGAUGGACAAGUUGUUUGGGGGAAAUCAAGGAGAGGCCGAUGUGAUCAGAAUGGCAAAUAUUCGGCAAAGACUGGGGCUUGUAUAUGAUGAUUUCGAUAACCUCAAGGCGAAAGAUUGCGACAUUGGCGUUUCGCAAGUUGAAAACGCCUAA